AGAACGGCAAAGCAUAGCAACACACCUCUUCGAUCUCCCAUAUACAAAUCGUUCGUCCCAUCCGUCAGCGCGCAUACAAAUAGCCGGCGCGCCCGCGGCGAGCGUUUCGUACUCUGUCUGUUCUGCCGCACGAGACACGAGAGCCACGGAUAGCUAGACACAGACGGCGCGCGGAGACAGGGGCAAUGGACGGGCAUGGGAAGGAGGGCAGCAGCAACGGCGCCAGCGGCGGCGGCGGCGGCGGCUGGAGCGAUCAGUGCGACGUGGUGGCCAGGGCCUUCGUGGAGUACUACUACCAGACGUUCGACACCAACCGCGCCGCGCUCGCCGCGCUCUACGGCCAGACGUCCAUGCUCUCCUUCGAGGGACACAUGGUGGCCGGCGCCGAGGAGAUCGGCCGGAAGCUGUUGGGGCUGCCCUUCGAGCAAUGCCGGCACGCCGUCUGCACCGUCGACUGCCAACCCACGCCGUCCUUCCCGGGAGGCAUCCUCGUCUUCGUCAGUGGCAACCUCCAGCUCGCCGGCGAGGAGCACCAGCUCAGGUUCAGCCAGAUGUUUCAGCUGGUGCCCAACGAGCAGGGAAGCUUCUUCGUGCAGAAUGACAUAUUCCGGCUCAACUACGGCUAGCAGCAGGUUGCGUGUGGCUGCCGAAAGGAACAGGGUGCUAGGAUGCUUUGGGCCCAUGUGGAUGCGAGAUUGCGAGAAGCUUCUCCGGGCCGUCUCUACCGUUUCGCUUUCAUCCUCUGUACUUUUACCUUCGUUCAUGUAGCAUCGUAGAAUAAGUUGGGCGAUGACCGUGUUGUGUUGUGCCUUCUCCUGAUUGUUAAGUAAUUCCGUGGAACGAUUGAAAUCUCCAUGCAUGGGCUACCGGUUUACAUCCAUUUAGACAAGAAAACCAUUUUUUUACAGUUA
Oryza sativa Japonica Group (Japanese rice) is the source of this 911-nucleotide messenger RNA. Its product is annotated as nuclear transport factor 2B. Gene Ontology annotation, cellular component: nuclear pore central transport channel. NCBI's taxonomy places the organism in Eukaryota, Viridiplantae, Streptophyta, Magnoliopsida, Poales, Poaceae. Gene Ontology annotation, biological process: nucleocytoplasmic transport. The record is from RefSeq and is a predicted model, not a curated record.